Aspergillus mulundensis is the source of this 2253-nucleotide messenger RNA. Its product is annotated as DEAD/DEAH box helicase. Gene Ontology annotation, biological process: DNA repair; telomere maintenance. The coding region runs from base 1 to 2253 and encodes 750 amino acids. Gene Ontology annotation, molecular function: DNA helicase activity; ATP hydrolysis activity. The transcript is spliced from 3 exons. The record is from RefSeq and is a predicted model, not a curated record. NCBI's taxonomy places the organism in Eukaryota, Fungi, Ascomycota, Eurotiomycetes, Eurotiales, Aspergillaceae.
AUGUUCAAAAAAGCAGUCAAGGACCAUUCGGCUACAACAGCCCGGCCACUGCAGUCAACCUUCCCGAAUGCUCAUGGAAAUGUUACGACAAAACCCCCUCCGCCACAGUCUGUCGGCGUGAAGCGGAAAAUCGAAAUGACGAGCACCAAGUCCACGCUAGGGUCUCUACACAGCGCCGUAUAUUUCGACGAAAACGACUUUGACAGUGACGACGACCUAGACUUCGAAUCACCUGAUCCCUUCAUCCCACCGGCAAAAAUCGAGAGAGACAGCUUCCAGGAGGAGUCAUUUCAGACCGCAAGAACGAGCCUUACAUUAUCUCACAAGGCGGACUCGCAAUCGGCCCUGAUAUCUUCCAAGGCGAAUUACGGAUCAGACAUCAAAUAUCCUGACCUUCCGCCUAUUCCGGUCGAUAAUAAUCCCGCACCAACAAGCAGUGCACUGCCCUGGUCAUCCUCGCCGCCCACUCACUUCCAGAAGCCUGCCGCACCUCGAACCGUUCCCUGGCGAAAGGAAGAGAAGGAAAUUAUAGUGAUAGAUGAUGAGCCGAUGAAGCCGAAGACGCCCGCGCGGCCAUCCUCAACGGCUCCAUGGAAUAAGACAGCCAGUGCUAUAAAGGAAGAACAAAAGGAACUUCGCCGACAGAACAAAAAGGCGCAGGUUCAAAAAAUACAAUCAAGCACCAAGCAACAUACGCCACGUGCUCAAGUUGCUCCUAUAUUCCUUAGCGACGAGCAAAAGCAUGUUUUGAAGGCGGUUGUUGAGAAAGGAAAGAGUAUAUUCUUUACAGGUUCCGCAGGAACUGGUAAAUCAGUCCUCAUGAGAGAGAUCAUCAAGAAACUGCGAGAUAAAUACAGGAAAGAGCCGGACCGUAUUGCAGUUACGGCAUCUACUGGGCUUGCAGCGUGUAAUAUUGAGGGUGUCACCCUGCACAGUUUCGCAGGCAUUGGCUUGGGCAAAGAGCCUGUGCCUGAGCUAGUCAAAAAGAUUAAGAAGAACCAGAAGGCUAGAAAUCGCUGGUUGCGAACGAAAGUCCUUGUCAUUGAUGAGGUGUCUAUGGUAGACGGGGAUCUAUUUGAUAAGCUCGAGGAGAUCGCUCGUCAAAUAAGAAACAACGGCCGACCAUUUGGCGGCAUUCAGCUGGUUGUUACGGGCGACUUUUUCCAGUUACCUCCAGUUCCAGAGGGUCAUGGUCGAGAGGCGAAAUUCUCAUUUGCUGCAGCAAGCUGGAAUACCUCAAUACAGCAUACAAUCUUAUUGACACACGUUUUCCGUCAGCGUGAUCCCGAGUUCGCCGAGAUGCUUAAUGAGAUGCGUCUAGGGAAGCUCAGUCCUCGAACAAUACAGGCUUUCCGGGAGCUCUCUCGUCCGUUGGACUUCCACGAUGCUCUCGAAGCUACAGAACUGUUCCCCACCCGUGUCGAAGUAGAUAACGCCAACUCAGCAAGAAUGGGGCGGCUUUCGGGAGAGACAAUGACCUUUAAUGCUGUUGAUUCAGGAUCAAUCCAAGAUCCUCAAUUCCGCGAAAAACUACUCUCAAAUUGCAUGGCGCCUCCUACAAUCCACCUCAAGAAGGGCUCGCAGGUUAUGCUCAUCAAAAACAUGGAGGAGACUCUUGUGAACGGGUCUAUCGGCAGGGUAGUUGCCUUUAUGGACGAAGCGACUUUUGAUUUCUACGUGGAGAAUGAGAACGAUUUCACAGGCGAAAAACUCGACGACGGGGACGAGGACAGGGCGGCACGCUCCCGCAAGAAGAUCAAGGGCAUGGCCCACCCAGAUGGAGGCAUCAAGGUCACUCGAAAGUGGCCGCUAGUAUGCUUCAUUCAGCCAGACGGGACAGAAAGACAUCUCCUCUGCCAGCCAGAAAGCUGGAAGAUCGAGCUGCCAAACGGUGAAGUCCAAGCCCAACGGCAACAAGUCCCACUGAUCCUCGCAUGGGCUCUAUCCAUCCACAAGGCCCAGGGUCAAACACUACAACGAGUCAAGGUCGAUCUCGGAAAAGUUUUCGAGAAGGGACAAGCCUACGUCGCUCUCAGUCGAGCUACCUCGAAAGCCGGUCUUCAGGUGCUCCGAUUCGACCCGCGCAAGGUCAUGGUCCACCCGAAAGUUAUUGAGUUCUACCAGAAUCUGGUUCAUGUCAGCGACUUGGUCAAGACAAAACAGCCGCCCAAGCCGCAGCGAGCGAUAUCUGGAGCUGAGAACUACGAGCAGAACUACCUCGACGAGCUGAUUGCCGAAGCGGAAGCAUUUUAA